Symbiodinium necroappetens is the source of this 152-nucleotide messenger RNA. NCBI's taxonomy places the organism in Eukaryota, Dinophyceae, Suessiales, Symbiodiniaceae. The record is from the annotation of a GenBank genome assembly.
AUGGCGUUGAAGGUCGACUGCCUCAAUGCGCUCAAGCAGGCCAAUGAGUGGGGAGCCAAAUGCAACGAGAAAGGUUACCAGCAGAAGGAGUUUGAAUACCUGGAGAAGGUGAACGACCUUUCCCACGAGUGCAUGAUAAAAACCACCACCAC